Molecule: messenger RNA, 636 nt
Organism: Prorocentrum cordatum
Lineage: Eukaryota; Dinophyceae; Prorocentrales; Prorocentraceae
Source: the annotation of a GenBank genome assembly
AUGGACGCGGGCAAUGCGGGCAUAACCCGCGUGAGCGGCCUGAACAAGUACAAGUUGGUCUUCCUGGGGGAACAGGCGGUUGGCAAGACCUCGGUCAUCACGCGGUUCAUGUACGACACCUUCGACAUCAACUACCAGGCAACCAUCGGCAUCGAUUUCCUGAGCAAGACCAUGUAUCUCGAGGACAGAACGGUGCGGUUGCAGCUCUGGGACACGGCUGGCCAGGAACGAUUCCGCAGCCUGAUUCCCAGUUACAUCCGGGACUCGUCAGGCGCCAUCGUUGUCUACGAUAUCACCAACCGCGCAUCGUUCUUGAACACGUCCAAGUGGAUCGAGGACGUGCGGUCCGAGAGAGGGACGGACGUGGUCAUCGUGUUGGUGGGCAACAAGGUUGACUUGACCGACAGGAGGCAAGUCACCACGGAGGAGGGGGAGCAGAAGGCGAAGGAGAACGGGGUGAUGUUCAUCGAGACGAGCGCGAAGAUGGGCUACAACGUCAAGGCCCUCUUUCGCCAGCUUGCGCAGAACCUCCCCGGCCCCGACGAGACCGCCGGCGACGGCGCCCCAGCGCAGAACAUAACUCUGAACCCGCAUCCCACGCAGGACGCCGCGGGUAAGUCGGGUUGCGCGUGCUGA